AUGAUAGCAAGAAGAUGGAUCUCUACUACUCGCAUAACUCCUGUAAACCUUUCAGCAUUUACUAAUCGUAAAACAGGUACUGGUUCAGGCCCAUUCGUCGAAUUUCCAGACUUCCAUCUAUCACAAGAUUCCUUAAUACUGCGAAUGCCAUCAUUCAGUACUGUCUAUGGGAAGCUAGACCAAAUAAAAAUGUUCAAUGCUCCUCCAGAAACGUUACCUCCAGCUGUAGAGUUGGUAAAACUAAAGACUGGGUUUACUAGAAUCUCAACAAGUGACUACCCUGUGAAUUUGGUCUGCGACACCAUAGUUCCAACCAAUAAUGUAAAGUUGCUUGAAAUUGACGAGUACGAAAAGGGCUGGAGACUAUAUAAUCCUGAAACCCACGUUAUUUGUUAUAGUGGAGAUGUGUCAUUUGCGAGUGGUCGGUUAAUUGGUAGAGGUGUAGUAGCGCUUAUGGGACAGGGACCCGUAUUCGAUUUAUCAUUAACUGCACAGGAGGAGAUCCUACUUACCCCAGAGUCAAUCCUAGGCCAUGAACAAUCUGUUCAACUACAUCCUCAAAAACUUAAUUCAUUUGUAACAGUAUCCGAAGUAAUAAAGCAGCAUGGGAACUCGUUUCUUGGCCGGUAUUAUGACAAGAUUCUUGGGCUGCUGUCCAACGUCAUCAGCAAAGAAAAGGUAUUCUAUAAGGUUAAAGGCCCCGGAAAGGUGCUUAUUCAGACGGGUCUCCUAACUAAACCCAUCUAUCACUACUCCAAGGAUAUGCUUAUCGGUUCCAUGAAAUGA
Messenger RNA from Eremothecium sinecaudum, 786 nucleotides. RefSeq names its product HBR319Cp. The transcript has a single exon. The coding region runs from base 1 to 786 and encodes 261 amino acids. The record is from RefSeq and is a predicted model, not a curated record. Lineage: Eukaryota; Fungi; Ascomycota; Saccharomycetes; Saccharomycetales; Saccharomycetaceae.